AUGAGAGCUGUUCUCCGGACUGUCCUGCGGACCGCUCCCGUCCAGCUGGCCUCCUCGGCCGGCCUCGGCUUCUCCGUGGCACGCAUGUCAACAGUUGUCGCCGAUCGGGUUGUUCCGUCACCAGCAUCCCCUCCCCCACCCCCGCCUCUGCCACAGCAAUCGCAACACCAAACUGCAUCCCAAGUGCAUGAUGCUGAACGCCGGCACAGAGCAGCACGAAUUUUGCGCGAUGCAGUUGCGGCGGAGGGUCCAAGACAUAACUGGACCAGGGAAGAGAUCUCGGCCAUCUUCUACCAACCUCUGAUGGAACUGGCCUAUCAAGCUGCCAGCGUACACCGUCGAUUUCACAACCCCGCGGAGGUCCAGCUCUGCACGUUGAUGAACAUCAAGACCGGCGGCUGCACCGAGGACUGCUCGUACUGCGCCCAGUCCACCCGCUACCAGAAAGGCACCGGUCUCGAGGCCAAGCGCGUGGAAACUGUCGAGUCCGUUCUGGAAGCCGCCCGCAUCGCCAAGGAAAAUGGCAGCACUCGGUUCUGCAUGGGCGCGGCCUGGCGCGACAUGCGCGGCCGCAAGAACAGCCUGCGCAAUAUCAAGGAGAUGGUCUCUGGCGUGCGGGCCAUGGGCAUGGAAGUCUGCGUCACGCUGGGCAUGAUCGACGAGGAGCAGGCAAAGGAGUUGAAGGAGGCCGGCCUGACGGCUUACAACCACAACGUUGACACCAGCCGCGAGUUCUACCCCAGCAUCAUCUCGACCCGCACCUACGACGAACGGCUCAAGACGCUCGGCCACGUCCGCGACGCCGGCAUCAACGUUUGCUCCGGCGGCAUCUUGGGCCUGGGCGAGACGUCUGAGGACCGCAUCGGACUGCUCCACACGGUCGCUACCCUGCCGAGCCACCCUGAGAGCUUCCCGGUCAACGCGCUGGUGCCGAUCAAGGGGACGCCGCUGGGGGACCGCAAGCCGAUUGAGUUUUCGAGCAUGCUGCGCACCAUUGCUGCGGCGCGGAUCAUCAUGCCGGCCACGAUCAUCCGCAUUGCGGCGGGGAGGAAGACUAUGUCUGAGGAGCAGCAAGCUCUGUGCUUCAUGGCGGGCGCGAAUGCCAUCUUUACGGGUGAGAAGAUGUUGACAACUGAGUGCAAUGGGUGGGAUGAGGAUGCGGCAAUGUUCGGGCGCUGGGGCUUGCAGCCGAUGAAGAGCUUCCAGAAGUCGCCUGUAUCGGCGGGUGAUGUCGCUGCCAGUCAGGCUUGA
Molecule: messenger RNA, 1251 nt
Organism: Parathielavia appendiculata
Lineage: Eukaryota; Fungi; Ascomycota; Sordariomycetes; Sordariales; Chaetomiaceae
Product: biotin synthase
Exons: 2
Coding region: 1-1251 (416 amino acids)
Biological process (GO): biotin biosynthetic process
Cellular component (GO): mitochondrion
Molecular function (GO): 2 iron, 2 sulfur cluster binding; biotin synthase activity
Source: RefSeq, a predicted model, not a curated record